GAUAUUGUAGCUUGAAGUUAUAGUCAACAGUGAGUUCGAAGUGAAUGUAUACGUUAGUCGGGCAUCAACGCCCGCGCAAGACGCGUCGCGUACCAAUCGGAAAAAAAAUAUUCACGUCAAAAACUCAAAAGUGCUGUCGUAAUAGUUUUUUUUAAUUGUGAGAAAAAAAAGAAAAAAUUGUUACGUACGUGUGUUUUUUUUUUGUAAAAAAAAAUUUUUUUUUGGUGUUUUUUUUUUUGUUUUUUUGGAAAUUCUGUGUUUGUGGAUUUUUUUUUGUGUGAAGCCCUUCUACUUUGUGAGUGGGAUUUUUUUUAUUGAGAUCACCCUACACAUGUAGAACGCACCAGUGACCUCGAAACUUCACGACCUCUCGACCCCGCGACCCCGAGCUUGCCAAAAUGACUCGCCUAACAGUUACCCAGACGGCCAGGAAUAGGCUGUUCGGAUUGGCUCCUCCGAAUGAUAGGCGGGUUCCACUCAGUAUGCUGAUUUCUCAGCAGAAGAGAUUGAGUUGUGGUCGCCUCGCUGUGAUAAUGUUCAGUAUCGGUACUGUUGUACUCGGAAUUAUACUGUCCUUCGUGCCUUGGCUGGAUUAUAUUAUAUUUAGGGAAUUAAAGCUCUGGAACGGUUCUCUAAGCUACAGCUACUGGCACAAACCUGGCGUGAUCAGGCUGACCAAGGUGUAUAUCUUCAACGUGACCAACCCUCAAGCGUUCCUGGAGAACGGGGAGAAACCUAAGCUGGUGGAAGUGGGGCCUUUUGUUUAUCGAGAAGACAUGGAGAAAGUAAACAUAAAGUUCCAUGACAACGACACGGUGACCUACCAACACAACAAGAUAUUGCGCUUCGUACCUGAAAUGUCCGUCGAUAAGAAUCAGAAGCUGGUUGUGCCUAAUAUUCCUUUGCUGACAGUGACUUCCUUCUCUCCUAACCUGGCAAGCUGGGUGUUCAACCUGCUGGUCUCCGGGCUGGCCAUCACCUACCGAGAUAGAGCUAAACCCUUCGUGCAUGUCACUGCUGAGGAACUGGUGUUUGGUUACAAUGAUCCACUAGUGACACUGGCUCACUAUUUCUACCCCAAGGGAAAGAGACCUAACAGCCAGAUGGGAUUGCUUCUAGCUAGAAACGGCACCUUAGACGAGGUAUCCACGAUGUACACGGGACAGAAUCAGAUGGAUAGGUUCGGCUACAUGGACAAGAUCAACGGACUGGACCAUCUACCUCACUGGAAAGACCGGCCUUGCAAUGAUAUACGUGCAUCCGAAGGUUCGUUCUUCCCGCCUCGCUCGCUGACCAAGUCUGACAUCGUCCACGUGUAUGACAAGGAUCUCUGCAGGAUUCUGCCGCUGCAGUAUCGAGAGGAUGUCUAUAAAGAUGGCAUAAAAGCAGGCUUAUACACUCCUCCACCAUCUACCUUCGAGAGUGCUGACGUGAACCCUGACAACAAAUGUUACUAUCCUGGAGAGAAGUGUCCUCCCAGGGGGCUACAGAAUAUCAGCCCUUGUCAAUAUAAUGCUCCUGUAUAUCUCUCCUUCCCGCACUUCUACGAUGCUGACCCAAGUCUGCUGCUGCCAUUCGAGGGUCUGAAGCCCAACAAGAAGAAGCAUGAGACUUACUUCAUGAUACAACCGAAAAUUGGAGUACCCUUAGAAGGCUUCGUGAGAGUGCAGCUGAACCUGAAAGUGGACCGAGCCCCUAAUAUACCCAUCAACAAUAUUAAUAACUUCCCUGAUACUAUCUUCCCUGUUAUGUGGAUUGAAGAAGGUAUCCACGAGCUGUCAACCCCAAUAUGGCGGUGGAUCUACUUAGCAACCACCGUGGGACCAGUUGCAGCUCCAGCCAUUACCUACUCCAUGAUUUUAACCGGCUUCCUCAUCCUUGCCAUCGUUUUUAUAAAAACUUAUAAAAGCCUCGUAAUCGGCCAACAUGCUAUAGAAAUUGUAGAACUGGGAAGACCUAUUAGACGGAGCUCAACUUUGAUUAUAAGUGGAGCCCACAAAAUAAUGUCUAACAGAGAAUCUUCAUACAUACCGCUAAAUCAAUGCGGAGAUAAGGUACAAGAGUUAAGCUACGUUCGCACAGAUUGUAGUUUAGAAUUCAAAAAUUGUUUAAAAAGUGAAUUUGUUAAGUCUACUUUUAGUAAUGCGGAAAGGGAAUCUUUGAUACGGGCGGAUAAUAGUUUUAUUUUAUCAGAACAUAGGUUUAAUCAGGAAUAGAGGGUUUUUUUUAGUUUUUAUGCACCGUCCCCUUCUGCUCAACCAGUGGGUGUGCACUUUGCUUUUGUCAAUGUCAAUAAUCUUCAAUGUAAGAUAAAUAAAAAUAAUGAGGUACUAUUGAUGUGGUUGCCCGAGUAACUGGGUUGAGGAGGUCAGAUAGGCAGUCGCUCCUUGUGGCACACUGGUACUCAGCUGCAUCCGGUUAGACUGGAAGCCGACCCCAACAUAGUUGGGAAAAGGCUCGGGAGAUAGGAAACUGGGGAUGGUUAAUUACUUUAUAUUUACAUAUACAAAGUAUGAUUUAUUUAUGAAAUGAAAACGUUAUAAAUAAGAAGUUAUUUUACAGUUCUUUCAUAUACAGUAGACUUACGAGUCUAAAGCUGAAGAAUUUAAGCGGAAUAUCAAAAAAUGAAUUUUGCAAAUAUGAGUAUGCAAAGGUAGGUAAUGAAAUGACAAUGACAACUUCGCUGUCGUCAGUAUUUGUCAAAGUCUGACAAAUGCAAAGUAUUUGACAAAAGCAAAGUGACGACAUAAAAUAUUGUAUAUCAGGGUAUUACAUACUUUAUUUUAAAUGCUUUUUGGGGACGGUUAGCCACGAAACAGGGAAAGUACAGUUACCAUAAAUUCAAUGGUAUUUUAUAGAAAUCUGUAGAAAAUUGUUUGGACUAUGAAAACCAAUUUUUUCUUCAUCAUAGCGAUGAAUUUUUGUACUGAAAAUUCGAGAUUGACAGAUACGAGAAAUAAGAGGUCUAAAAGGACUAUAUUUUUAUGGGUUUUUGACCAAAAAAUUCGCUGUCAAAAAGUUACUCCGUGUGACCACAGAGUUAAAAACACUGUAGAAGUGACAAUUUUUUUACACGUUUUUUUUUCUAAGUUAAAUUCAUGUGAAAAUACCAUAUUGUUCUUUUAUGGUACUGUACUUUAUUAAACGUGGUUUUUAGGCUAUAUUUAAUUUUAUAUAGGGUUGUGUCGACGACUGAUUGUAUAGGAUUCCGAUUUUAACGGAAUUCGUCUAGAUUUAAACGGAAUAUUUGCUCACUUUGGUUCUUUUCUGUUUAUAAUGAAUAAUAUUUUAUGAGAAAAGUUUUCAAUGGCAAAUAAUAAAUAAUUUACGUUAAUAUACGUAAUAAAAAGCCAGAAAUGUUAUUUUUAACCGAAUUCCCAGAAAGAAGGAGGUUCUCAAUUCGUAUUUUUGUAUUUUUUAUUUUUUGUAAAAACACAUUUUGAAAAAAUAACUUUGAUAAUGUCACGUUUGUACAUUAUAAACAGAAAAAAAGUUAGACAUAUUGGUCCAAAUACCUUUAAAACGUUGCCUUGAAAAAACUUAAUAUUAUGUAAGUAAACUAUACUUGCCAAAUUAAGGGCUGAUUUUUCAAUCGCCAGAUAACUUUUAUCUGAGGAAUAUGUUUGACGUUUUGACAGCUUUUGUAUGGAAAAAAUGUCAAGCCGCCAUAUUUAUUCCUCAGAUAGACGUUAACUGAGGAUUGAAAAAUCAGCCCUAAUUGAAUUAACAAGCCGUUAUCCAAAUUGUCUAUGGUUACCCACACUGCAGACUAAACAGUUGGCCGACUUUUAAUGUAAUCUUGAAUCUAAUCAAAGUUCUCAGUCGGUCUGAUGCCGGCAAAAUACCUGAUCUUUGAAAUGUGCGUACUGCCAUUCAUCUUCAUGCUGAUUUAUGAGCUUAACAAACUAUCGGCCGACUAAAAGUUUGCAGUGUGGCGUUCUAAAAAGAAUAAGCUGUCUACAGUUAUACGCAAAAGGGCCUAUGUACUAUUUUGUUAGUCCUGCUUAUAAUCUCUCACCGGUGGUGUCGGAUUGUCGUCCCAGCGCGCUAUGAGAGUGAAGGAAUAGUGAGUGCACCGCAGUCCAAGCUAAUGUGCGUGCACUAUAAUAUGUCCUGCGCAGCGCAGCUGAUCUCCUCAUAUGAGAAUAGAAAUCGGCUUUGGACAUUGCAUUGUUAAAAAGUAUAUAAGUCCUUUUUAUUAUAACCAGCAGUUUUUAUACUUGAAACAUUCCAAUAUAUGUGAUGAAAUAACAUUCCUACUAAAUCCGAAAAUUGCUCAAAUAGUACUAAUAUAUUUAUAUCGACAAUCAUACUCAAUUUUGAGAAAAAUCAUUUUUAUUAAUUUUUUAUCAUUUUCUUCUUCAAUCAUUUGAAAAAUACGCAAAUUUUUUUUUUUAUUUUUAAGAUCGAACAAAAUGUACUUAUUUUAUUUUAUUGAAAUUCACACGAGAUUAGAAGUAAUGACAUAUUUCAUGAAAUUCUUCACUUUAGUCGAGUGACCAAAUUAGUCGACUAAAUAAACUAUUCCAACCAAACUAAUAAUAAAUUAGAGUUUAGUCAAGCUUUAAUGUAUCAAGACUUUUCUUUUUUUAUGGAUAAAAUUAAUAUUUUUUUAUUAUUAAAAGGAAAAAUCGGUGGUUCUAUGAAUAUUUUUAUACGAAUUUAGGUAAUAAUUGUAAAUAAUAGUUAAGGAUUUUUUGUAUCAAAAUGUAUUGUUUAAUAAAAUUAUUGUAAAUUC
Molecule: messenger RNA, 4738 nt
Organism: Helicoverpa armigera (cotton bollworm)
Lineage: Eukaryota; Metazoa; Arthropoda; Insecta; Lepidoptera; Noctuidae
Gene: dsb
Product: scavenger receptor class B member 1
Exons: 13
Coding region: 399-2216 (605 amino acids)
Cellular component (GO): membrane; cytoplasm
Molecular function (GO): scavenger receptor activity
Source: RefSeq, a predicted model, not a curated record